GCAUUAGCAUUGUUUACAGCUCUCCCCUCCCCCUCUCAGCUUUAGUAGCUCCUCCUCCCGGACAAGCUCGCACCAGACUGCGGCUGUAAACUACAAUCGUUGCAGAUCUGAAAGUACCAGGCCCUCUUCAUGAAACCUCAUCCAGAAGAUAAUAUAAACCGUUGUUACGGACAUCUCCAGGUUGGACUAAAUGACGUGAUGGCUAGCUAGCGAGCGAUUGAGAGCUAGCUGGUUGGUAACAGACUAACAGUCCAGCUAGCUUCCUUUUAUUCUUUCUAAGAGCUGCUUUCUUUAAUCCACGUUGGUUUAUACGAUGAUCGACUGUCGGGGGAAAUUUUUCGUUUUUGAAACGUAUAGGUCACUGAAUCCGGCUUGUAAAUAUAUACGGGUCAUCAUCGGUUAACCUGUUAGCUGGAACUGCUGGUUAGCACGAUUAGCUGUUAGCACGGAGCGGCAGGCAGAAACACAUUUUGCGUUUUAAGUAUUUCUGACUAAUAUUAGUCAACCCGUUUGACAACCGAGUUAAGUGUAGCAGCCCACAAAGGUAGUUUGGAUUCGGAUAUGUGCUGCAGUCUGGAACGAGCUUCAUGAAUCUGGGUCCGGGUCUCUGCGCUUCACUGACUGAUCAGAUCUGGUUCUCAGGUUUACUCGGCCCAGUCUUCCGUGCACAUUUGCAGGGGCUCAUUGGGGUCAUGCGGAUCGCGGAUCUGGAUUCGCUCCGUGCCUAGGUCUCGGUUAAAGCGGACCGGGUGUUGGCAGGAUGGCGUUUCACGGUGCGGGUCGGCAGGCGGUUUGUGGUGACCUGUUUCAGGGCUCCGAGCUGGGCCACAAGUAUUUCUGUGUCAACACCGCCUGCGGAGCCCCCUCCACGGGCCUCAGCGCCACACCGUGCCUGGCAGGACCCACAGCCCCGGCAGGGACUCCCCGCCACCCCACGGCUCUGGGAGGGAGCACCGGCGGGGGAGCGGCGGUGCCUCCACCCUACAGCAACCCGGCCAGCGAGGUGCCCAGCCCCGCAGAGAUGGAACCAGACCGACCCAUCGGUUACGGAGCAUUUGGGGUCGUGUGGUCUGUUACAGAUCCCCGUGACGGCCGUAAAGUGGCUUUGAAGAAGAUGCCAAACGUCUUCCAGAACCUGGUCUCCUGUAAGAGGGUCUUCAGAGAGCUGCGGAUGUUGUGCUUCUUCAAACACGAUAAUGUUUUGUCAGCUCUGGAUAUUCUGCAACCGCCACAGAUUGAUUGCUUUGAGGAAAUCUAUGUGAUAACAGAGCUGAUGCAGAGUGACCUCCAUAAAGUCAUCGUUUCUCCGCAGCCUCUCACCACCGACCACAUCAAGGUCUUCCUGUAUCAAAUUCUCCGAGGUUUGAAGUACCUUCACUCUGCAGGGAUCCUGCACAGGGAUAUCAAACCUGGAAAUCUGCUGGUCAACAGUAACUGUCUGCUGAAGAUUUGUGAUUUUGGGUUGGCCCGGGUGGAGGAGCCUGACCCGUCACGUCACAUGACCCAGGAGGUGGUGACCCAGUACUACAGAGCACCAGAGGUGCUGAUGGGUUGUCGGCACUACGGCUCAGCUAUCGACGUGUGGUCAGUAGGCUGCAUCUUUGCGGAACUGCUGGGUCGACGGAUCCUGUUCCAAGCCCAGAGUCCCAUUCAGCAGCUGGAUUUAAUCACAGACUUGCUCGGGACUCCUCCACUGUCGGCUUUGGCAUCGGCUUGUGAAGGGGCCAGAGCCCACAUCCUCAGGGGACCUCACAAACCGCCAUCGCUGUCGGUGCUCUACAUGCUUUCUGACGGAGCCACACAUGAGGCAGUGCACCUGCUCUGUCGGAUGCUGGUCUUCGACUCGACCAAGCGGAUUUCUGGUAGCGACGCCCUGUCCCACCCGUACCUGGAUGAAGGGCGUCUGCGCUACCACACCUGCAUGUGUCAGUGCUGCUACUCUGUUCCCAGUGGCCGAGUUUACACCCGCGAUUUUGAGCCGGUGGCCGAGCGGCCAUUCAGCCACAGCUACGAGAACAGUCUGCUGUCUGUGUGGCAGGGCAAAGAGUUGAUCCAUCGAUUCAUCACGGAGCACCAGCAGGGCAAACGCGUGCCGCUGUGCAUCAACCCUCAGAGUGCUGCCUUCAAGACCUUCAUCAGGUCCACGGCGUGGCACUCAUCCAAGGUGUCCAGGAAAGAGGAGAGAUGAGCAGCCCUCUGUCUGCCCAGAUGACAUGAUUGGCUGUGGCUUCAAAAGAUCCUGAAGGUUUUGGGUCUCUUUUUUGUUUUUCUGGCAAGAUGCAGCUGGGAAAUGACACACAACCUACCACCUGUUACUUUUUUUUCCUCCUUCUUUUGUUUUCACCCACAAGAGUUCAAAUCUCCACAUAUUAUGAGCUCCCAGAAUCACAGAAUAAUACACUUUAUGAAGACCCAAGCGGCGGUCGCUCUGGGCCUUUUUUUUGGUGCUGAAUCAAAAAAUGAGAUGCCACUGAAGUUCUUGAGGCACAGUAUGUAUGAAAACUGAACUUGGUACUAGAUUGGAUUUUCUGUGUCUUCGUGGAGAUUUUAAGAAAUUGUGAUUUUUUUUUAUUUUUUUUUUUAAUUGUUAGAAUGAUUGCUUCAUUGAUUGUUGAAUUCAUUCCAGCCCUGUGCAAUAUGGAUUAAUAGAAAACUGUGUGUUCCUCAGUAACAGUCACGCCAACAUCAACCAUCAAUUUGUAGAACAUUAUUCACACUGAACACCAUCAGGGUUAGCUUUGUUUUUGUGUUUGCAUUUGAAUACAUCUCUCACUGUGUUUUUGUCGCUCAGCGGCGAUUAGUACAAAUAAUGCAAUUUAAUAUAUGUAGCAGAUUUUCACCACUGGCAGGUUUACAGGUUUGGCUUCACACACACACACACACACCCCCACCCCCCCCCCAAUGUACACACGCACCCAAACCACCACCAUGACGAGGGUCAAAUCCUGCAUCAGUGUUAAACCACCUUACCUUCUCUUCAGAAUAAAAGCCUGCGAUUAGAGAAUGCUGGGAAAUAAAUCAUCAGGGAUACAAAGAGACACGGAACUGUCUGAAGCCGGGCAGCACAUUACUCCCAGCAGCUUUGUUUUUUUUUAUUUUUUAUAAGUGCUGGUGACUGUUUAAAUUGAUAAACAUUUUCUGAAGAUUAAAAAAAAUUGGCUUGUUUCUUUUUAAUCUAAUUUGUUUU
Molecule: messenger RNA, 3187 nt
Organism: Thalassophryne amazonica
Lineage: Eukaryota; Metazoa; Chordata; Actinopteri; Batrachoidiformes; Batrachoididae
Gene: nlk1
Product: nemo-like kinase, type 1
Exons: 11
Coding region: 761-2188 (475 amino acids)
Biological process (GO): intracellular signal transduction; protein phosphorylation
Cellular component (GO): nucleus; cytoplasm
Molecular function (GO): MAP kinase activity; ATP binding
Source: RefSeq, a predicted model, not a curated record